Ixodes scapularis (black-legged tick) is the source of this 2096-nucleotide messenger RNA. RefSeq names its product blood vessel epicardial substance. Lineage: Eukaryota; Metazoa; Arthropoda; Arachnida; Ixodida; Ixodidae. Gene Ontology annotation, cellular component: sarcolemma. The transcript has 4 exons. Gene Ontology annotation, molecular function: cAMP binding. Bases 121 to 1215 code for a protein of 364 amino acids. The record is from RefSeq and is a predicted model, not a curated record.
GAGAUGGCGGGCGUCCUGAGCAGGCCUCGGCUCCUCGGCGGGUCCCGCUGAAGACCUGCAAGGCGCAGGGAAGGAGCGGCGCCUCGCGGGGGCGGCGGCGGCCCAUGUGCUGAUCGGUCCAUGCUGCAGCAGGCCUCGGGCAGCAGCAGCAGCCCCAGCAAGGUCUACCGGCGUGCCGCCAACGCGUCGGGAUCCCCGGGCGCGUCGAGCGGCGGCUGCGACGCCUGGGAAGACGCCCAGCACGUGCUAUGGCAGGGCGCUCAGCUGUGCUGCGCCGCCGCCUUCCUCAUCCCGCACCGGUUCGCCGUCAGCUCGCUGCUGUUCCGCUGGCUGCUUACGCUCAGCUUCAGCAUGACCAGCAUCUGGGCCGGCGUGGUGGUAUGCGCGCCGGACGUGCUCGCCUGGCACCUGACCUGCCUGCUGGUGAACGCGUCGCACGCCGCCUACCUGGCCUGGCAGGCGUUGCCACCCAGGGUGCCGCCGCUGCUCAGGACCCUCUACGAGCGCCUCUUUCUGCCCUACCUGGUCAGCAAGAAACAGUUUGUGGAGCUCGUCAAGACGGCCGACGUGUGCUCCAUCGAGGCCGACCACAAGUACGCCGUCGAAGGGUCCACGGCGGCAGACCAGAAGGUCUCCAUCCUGCUCACCGGCAAGAUGCAAGUUUCCUGCGAAGACGUACUGCUCCACUACAUCCACCCCAACGAAUUCAUCGAUUCUCCGGAAUUCGAGUCCUGUCCCAUAGGUAGCGACAAAUUAUUUCAGGUGACGAUCACGGCGAUCGAGCCGUGCAGCUACCUGUGCUGGCCCCGGCGACGCCUGCACCAAGUGCUGCGCCUCAACCCGGCCCUGACGGCCAUCGUGCACAACCUGGUCGGCCGGGACAUCGCGCACAAGCUGUACUCGCUCGCCGAGUUCCACCGGCUGGGCACCGACAGCGUGCCCAGGCCCCUCAAGGACCUGGCGCUCGACUGGUGGAAGACGCACCUGCCCCGGAGCCUCAGCGUCGACGCCGUGUACACGGGCCCGCGGGGCCGCAUGCGGUCCCAGGCCUGGCAGGCCGCCAACGACGCCGGCAGGCGGAGGCCCUUCACGGACACCACGGGCUCGCACCUCUUCUACGGGGCCGCAACGGCCCAAGACGAACGAGAACGAAAGUCAAAGCCCAAGGUCGCCGUGCCCGGGAUCGUCCGUCUAGAGGUGGCGCCGGUAACCUAGGCACCCCUCCCUGUUUACAAUACUGCUGUCAACGACCCUGUUCUGUGUUCGAUGUUAUGUUGCCAAUGGGAAAGAAGCCACCACACGUUUAAGGUUGUCAUUCCACGCGUCCUGUGUCUUAGUGAAUUCAUUUCUGUGCAAUGUGCCCAUCCUGCAAAUGCCACAUUGGCUCCAGGGGUAUUCACCGUCGUCCGUCAAGCUCUACGCCUCAUUCGCCGCAUCCCGAAAAUUGGUCUCCAUGAAGGGAUGCAAGACUGUCACUCGAUGAGUUGGCAUAAGGACUAAUUGGCUGGAGCUACGUAGCGUCGGAAGAGAACUCGUGCCAUCUACGGCACUAGCUAGAGUUGGAUAGCUGUCUUCACCAGGAUUACCACAAUUUUGCAGGUUACUGAGGCGUCGGCUCUCCAGCUGUCGUGUGACCCCAUAUCUUACCAAAGAUUGAAAGUAGUUCACUCUUCCAAUGUCAUUCACACAACAUACUAGGUGAGAAGCGGAUCACCACUGCGCACACACUUAAUUAAGCUUGCUAGGGGUACUUUUAGGUGACGUUUGGAUUAUAAAGCAAACAGCCAACUCAUAAGUCAAGGGAUGACCUGAUAUUCCGCCACUAACUCCAUUCCCAUCCAAGUUAGGGCUGCUAACAAUGACAGGUGGAUUAUCUCAUCUUUCUAUCUACCCCACCAUGUUCCAGGAAGAAACCAUUCACUUGCUGAGCCCUCACAAGAGCAAUGUCUCGUGUGUGAUGCUUUCUGUAUUUAAAAGGAACGAGUUGUGUGUAUAUAUGUACAUUAUUUUGUAUGUUUGUACAUAGAUAUAUGCAGGUAGAUGAGCAGAUGCCAUUAAAAAGACUAAUAAAAUUGUUUUCAUGCAGCACAGGGCUA